AUGACAGAAUUAGAGGAAAAAAACGAAACCAAAGAAAAAAAUGACAAAGAAGAAAGCGAAAAGGAAGUUUGCCACAAGAGAACGUGCCGAAAUAAUGCUACUGAAUUAGGUAAAACUAAGGAACAAUUAGCCAACUUAAGAAAACAAUUCUUAGAAGUAUUUGGAUUUAUAAGUGAAAUGCUGGAAGAAGAAAAAAAGGAAGCCUUCCAAAAAGCCCCCAAAGUCAAAAAUGAAAAGGGUGAAGAAAUUAAAUGUGCCAACUGUCAAAAUUCUAUUGCCUUACAUCCCGAUUUUACUAAUGAUGCUAAGCAGAAAGAAGAAGUUUCCCAAAAAGAAGUAGAACUAAAACUUAAUGGUCACUCAGUUUUCAAACAUUCCACUGAUAAAGAAAUAAGUUUAAAAGAUGUCACAGUAGUUUUUGUUAACAAUGAAGAUUCAGGGAUAUAUAGAAUUGUAGUUGGGGCAGGAGAAAAAGAAAACAGAGAAAUUUAUACCAACCAAGUGUCGGCUAAGGACAUUGACGCCAAAUUGGGCUAUAAUUUAGAAUUAUUUGUUAAUGGGAAAAUGCUAGAAAGCAAAAAGUUGGAAGAGAAAGAUGUUCACCAAAAAAUAGAUCUUAAAAUUAAUGUUUGGGGAACAAAUGAGGGCGACCAUGUAAUAGCCACGUUCUUUGACGAAGCAGUAAAUUUGGACGAAGUUAAAAUGGAAAAGAGUGAAGCGGGAUGGAAAUUAACUUUUAAGGAUAAUAUAUUUACAGUUAAUCAAGAAAUAGUUGGAACAAACCCAGAUCAUAUUCAUUUGAAACUUUUUGUUAAUGAUGAAAUUGUUCAACAACGAAAAUACUCAUUAACUGAGGAAAAAAAUAAAGUCUAA
Messenger RNA from Racocetra persica, 873 nucleotides. NCBI's taxonomy places the organism in Eukaryota, Fungi, Glomeromycota, Glomeromycetes, Diversisporales, Gigasporaceae. The record is from the annotation of a GenBank genome assembly.